UUCAAUAAAACCCACUUCCACAUUCCCCCUCCUACAUUUCCUUCUUACAUUUCCCCUCCAAAUUUUCUUCAAUGAGAAGAAUGAGUUGUCCCCAUUCACUUACAAAUCUGCAGAUCUCUGCUUAUUCUGUAAAUAGCCGUUACUUUCUCCCGUUUAGAAAACAUCAUAAUGCUCAAUAUUUCUCAUCAUCUCCAUUCCCCCGUCUUUACAACAAGUGUUAUUCUGUUGCUUCGAUCUCAUCCACUCCCAUCCGAAGAACAACAAACUAUCAGCCGAGCCCAUGGGAUGACAGCCAAAUACAGUCUCUGAACAUUACUUCUUUCACUGGAGAUGUGCAUGUAAAGAGAAGAGAGGAGCUGAAGGAGGAAGUGAAGUGGCUUAUUAAGGAGAAGGGAUUUGCUGAUCAGCUGGAGCUUUUUGAUUUACUGCAAAAGCUUGGAGUGGCCUAUCAUUUUGAAGAGGAGAUCAAAGAUUCGUUACAUUUGAUGAGAACCUUGGAAGAAGAGUUAAGAAUGACCAUGGAUGCUUAUGUCAUGGCUCUGUAUUUUAGGCUUUCAAGGGAGCAUGGCCUUGUGGCCUCCAAAGAUUUGUUGGUUCAAUGCUACAAAGAUAAGAAUGGGUCCUACAAGCCUUCUGUACUCCAUGAUACCAAAGGAAUAUUAAGCCUCUAUGAGGCUUCAUUUCUUGCUAUGGAUGGGGAAGAUGAGCUAGAUGAACUAAAGGAGUUUACUCUGAAACAACUAAGAUAUCUAAAGACAUCAAAUUCUUCAACAAAUCCAAAGCUUUCAGAGUACAUAGCCAAAGCCUUGGAGCUUCCUCUCCACCAUAGAAUUCCAAAGCUUCAAGCUCCAAUUUUCAUCCGGCUAGCUCGCGACAUAGAAGAAGUUAAUCCGGACCCAAUUGUAAUAGAAUUCGCUCAACUCGACUUCAACAUGACUCAAAGCAUCUACAUCAGAGAGCUCAAGGAGAUUACAUCUUGGUGGACAAAAAUAAGUAGUGCAACUGGUGGUAAAGUAACUUUUGCAAGAGAAUGGCCUGUGGAGAGCUACUUCUUGGCAGUGGGUUUGGCCAUGGAACCACAGUUCUCAACACUCAGAAUAGAAGUUGCUAAAGCAAUAUGCUUUAUAAAUGUUAUAGAUGAUAUCUAUGACAUUUAUGGUUCGUUGGAUGAGCUUCAGCUCUUCACUGAUGCCGUUGAAAGGUGGGAAUUUGCUGCUGUUAGAGCACUUCCUGAAUAUAUAAAGAUAUGUUUUUCAGAACUAUUCAACAUGGUAAAUAGUGUGGCAUGCAAAAUCAUGGAGGAGAGGGGGUUGGAUGUUCUUCCAUACCUUAAAAGAGCGUGGUUAGAUUUAUGUAAAGCUUAUAUGUUGGAGGCAAGAUGGUAUUACACUGAGUAUCGCCCAACAUUUGAAGAAUAUUUAGAUAAUGCAUGGAUUUCAGUUUCAGCCCCUUUGAUCUCAGUUAUAGCGCUUUGUUUAAGUGAAAACUUAACGAAGGUAUCACUCGAAAGCUUUGAGUUUUAUCCGAGCAUUGUUCGACGAUCU
Molecule: messenger RNA, 1544 nt
Organism: Phalaenopsis equestris
Lineage: Eukaryota; Viridiplantae; Streptophyta; Magnoliopsida; Asparagales; Orchidaceae
Product: terpene synthase 10-like
Biological process (GO): diterpenoid biosynthetic process
Molecular function (GO): terpene synthase activity; magnesium ion binding
Source: RefSeq, a predicted model, not a curated record